Sinocyclocheilus rhinocerous is the source of this 2946-nucleotide messenger RNA. RefSeq names its product glutamic acid-rich protein-like. Bases 23 to 2095 code for a protein of 690 amino acids. Lineage: Eukaryota; Metazoa; Chordata; Actinopteri; Cypriniformes; Cyprinidae. The transcript has 11 exons. The record is from RefSeq and is a predicted model, not a curated record.
UGCCAUUCAGAGCGAGUUUAACAUGACUUCGUUUACAAAGGGUGAGGAGGAGCGCCAUGACAAUCACCAAAGCAAGGCAUACGAGAAUCUACAACACAAUCAGCAAAGAAGAAUGCAGCUCCAGAAUGAUCUUCAAUCACAGCAGCGAAAUCAUCGCCUGAGCAGGGCAGCCUGGCUGCAGGACCGCUGGUUGGAGAUCAGUGAGCAGGAGCGCAGGGCUCAGAUCAAGAACCAAAAGCUGCUGCAGGACUUUCAGAGAGCACAAGACACGCUCAAUGACAUGGUGGCCCGCACCGAAGCCAUGAACACUAUACGGGUUCAGUAUAAACAGUAUCUGGAAGAGAACUUCCCACGAUGGCAGCAAAGACUCAAAGACAUAAGAGUUUCUGAAAAGUCAAAGCACUUAAAGAGCUAUAUUCAGAAGAUGGAAGAGGAAGAAGGUAUCAAGUAUGAACACAGCUCUGACUUUAGAGCCCACCUUCUGUCCUCCAAUUUUCCAGAUGCAUCUCAGCCUUCUCACACCAUGCUAAACACUCAUCAGAGAGUGCAAGACAUCAAGCAAAAUCCUGAAAGAUGCAACCAUCAACCUUACAUUCCACCCACUUGGUUAACUGGCUCAGAGCCUUCUAUUUCCGGACUCCCCCAAAACAAUAUCGCAAAGGAUUACAAAAACCUUCAGAACACUCAAGCCUUAAAUCAUCCCUUGCCACCUUACUAUUCUUUACCUGGCGAUUUAGUCCAUCAGUCACAUUCUCCAGUCCAGCAAAAGCCACCAUCAAUGGACCAUCUGUGGGCUGGUAUAAGGCAAGGGUUUAUGCCUACAGCUCACUUCACUCCUCCUGCUGCUUCCUGGCCACGACUCCGUGUGCUGAACCCCAUGACGUGGGGUGUGAUGGAUGUACCAGACCCCAGUGAGGAAAGAAUCCAAUGCAGUGAGCCAGACAAGAUAAAGGUGAUAAAAGCAAAACCAAAACACAGGAGGAAAGGGAAAGAGAGUGACCGGUCUUCUGAGCUCGACUGUAGACCAGUGCGUCUAUCAAUCAACCAUGAAGAAAGUAGUGAAGGUAGCGCUGUGUCCUCUAAAGUCACAGUUUCUGGGAUGCAAAAACGGAGAAAGAAAAAAACAGAUGGGACAAAAUCAAACUCUACAGAAAAUAGGAACGAAUCUCACGGCUCUUCCACUAUGUCACAAGAUGCUUCAGAUAGUAACUCGGGCACAAAAAUGAACAAAAAACAUCAAAAGCAGUUUAAUAAGUGUAACAGCAAUGAAUCCGUUUUCACAGAGAAGACUGUUGAUGCAGUGAUGCAAGAUGAAAGCGAACAAGAAGAAAGCAAGAGCCAAGACAUUUCUCAGAGUAGUGUCAGCUCUGAUAAGAAAGAUGGAUCUGAAGGACUCAACAUUAGACAGGAAGAAGAUUCUAAUGAAGGAGAUGAUGACAGUCAUGACAUCAUUGCGGCAGAGGAGAAAAUAAGUCACAGAGAAGAUAAAGAUGAGGAAGAGGAUGAGGAAAGCACAGAUGGAGAUGAGGAAGCAGGAUUUGAUGAUGAAGCACAGGGAGGUGAUGAAGAAGUGAUGGGAAAGAGAGAUGGGACUGAACCCAGUAAUAGAGAAGAGCCAGAAAGGGAAGGAGAUGUUCCAGAUUACAUUCCAGAUAUGGGAGAAACAACGGAGGAAGAGGAGAGAGACAAUAGUUUUCAAAAUACAAAGGAGGCUAGAAAGACUCAAGAAACUGUAGAAGAUGAGAGAGAAAUCCACAAAAGCCUUGAGGAGUCUGAAGAGGAAGAGGUUUACAAUCAAGAAACAGAAGAUGAUGAAGAGGAAGAUGAUGAGGUUGUGGUUGAGAAAGCAUACGCCUGGUCAAGAGACCCUUUUGAUGAUCAUACAAAAUGCCCUGAGGAUGAUGAGGAUGAUAUUGAAGGUCUUCUCAACCCUGUCAAAUCCCAAACACAGCAGGAGGAUGAUAUGAAGGAGACAGACCAAUCAAAUGAUCAACCCUCUGAUUCAGAGAAGGACAAUCUACCACAGAAGAGUCAUCCUGCAGCCACAAAUGAGAUAGUGGAGUCUGAUGAUGGGUUUGACCACUUCUAUGAUUAAACCAGAGACUAGAACAUAAAGAUGGGAAACAGAAAAAGAACAGAACAGAAAGAGAACACCAACAAUGGAUGAAUACGCUGGACAGAAGCUGAGCAAGGUGCACACCCUAAACAGCAGCUCAGACCGGCCAGAGAGCCACAAGGCCGAGCAAUGAAUAGAGGAAUCACAUUACAAAGGGAUGAAAGAGGAAAGAAAGGGAUAAAUAGAUGCUGGGUGUCCCUCAUCUUUUUUUGUUAUUUGCUGGUAGCUUAUCUGACUGUCCUGAAAGAACCGCACCACUGUCACUCUGCAAACACAGGUGGAUCCAGAAAUGAAGAGAGAAUAAUAGAGGAGAUGAAUAGUGGAUGACGUUAAACGAGAGAAGACAAGUUAUAGAUUUUAUUCUAAGCGCAUAGCUGGAAUGCUAUCACUUUUCUAAAACAGAAAAGUGUUUCUUUAAUCUAAAUCAAUGUUUUAUUUAUGACCUAUAGGGAAUCGAAGUGUUUGCCCUGAGUUCUUUGGAAUUAAUUGAAAUGUAGCAAGAGUUUGAACGCUUUCUCAUUCAGAUAGGGAGCGUGGCCUGAAGCGAGGGGGAUGAGUGUGGGUUCGGGGGAAGUGGGAAGGAGUACAGGCCUGUCACUGCCUCUGACUGAUGGCUAUUUGAACAGGCAUAUUUACCCGAGCCCUUGUGAAAGGAGACGGAGGGACACUAACGGAGACGUGCAGGCACAGACAGGCAAUAAAAAGCUGGCCACUGUGUAAACAACAUGGCCUAGGCUGUUCGGCCGCUGCCAUGCCAACAGGGCAGCUUCCACUCUGCAGCCAAUCACAUGCCAGCUUUUUGACAAGCGGAACAAACCCCCCAUUAGAUG